AUGGCAUAUGAGAAAGUCUUAUUUCCGGUAGUAUUUACUGGAAAGAAAAAAUACUACGGCAUUUCACAUACAAAUAAGCCCAACUUUAAUAAUAAGCUUUUCAUUCAAGGGGUUGAGAUUGUAAAGCGGAGGCAGUCUAAACACUUUUGUGAGGUGGGUAAGAAGGUCAUGGAUGAAUCUAUGAGGCUGGAUAAUGAUAAUACUCGCACCUUGCAUCGGAUUGUGGAGGAUGUGCUCAAAGAGACCAUAAAUAAUAUUUUACAGAUAGAUCUUAAUGGAGUG
Messenger RNA from Funneliformis mosseae, 282 nucleotides. NCBI's taxonomy places the organism in Eukaryota, Fungi, Glomeromycota, Glomeromycetes, Glomerales, Glomeraceae. The record is from the annotation of a GenBank genome assembly.